This is a messenger RNA of Ceratitis capitata (Mediterranean fruit fly), 2219 nucleotides long. RefSeq lists its product as uncharacterized. The transcript is spliced from 4 exons. NCBI's taxonomy places the organism in Eukaryota, Metazoa, Arthropoda, Insecta, Diptera, Tephritidae. The record is from RefSeq and is a predicted model, not a curated record. Bases 679 to 2007 code for a protein of 442 amino acids.
CAGAAUGUUUGCGAUUUUAACAUAACUUUAGAGCAAUUAUUGUUUUUUUUUUAUUAUUCGAAUUUCACUUAAUUACACCGUUACAAAGAAGUGCAACGAAUGCUGCUUUAGCGCAAUUACUGCAAAUGAGUUGUUGAUAAACAAAUGUGUAGCGGGAAUUAUGUCAUUGGGUUACAACAACCGAAACUGACAUGCCUACUCAAGCAAUUGCAAACACAUGUGCCCUCAACUGUUGGAGUACAUACAUGCGUACGUGCAUAGGUGUGGUAUAGUGCACCUUAGCGUGGGCCCUUAAAUGAGUGAAAAACGUGAAAGAAAAUUUCUCAUAAUUUUUUGUGCAUUUUUUUUUGGUGUUGCUGUUGUUGUUGUUGUUGUUAUAGAAACUAUGAGGUCAGCUAGAAUCUGGCUACCACAGCAUUUCGCCUAAAGUGUUAAUAGUGCUAAAGUGUGCCCAUAUGUAUGUGCUCGUGCAUGUUUUUGUGCAUUCCGCUGCGCUUAGCGGAAAUAAGCGCUUCUGUGACAGCAUAAUCAGCAUGAUGGAACCUUUUAAACGACAGUAAUCGCUGAGGUACCGUUCGAUUGCAUCGCUUACAUUCGUUAAACAACAGUUUGUGACGGUAGUGAAUAAAAUUUAAAUUAACAGCUCCUUGGGCAGGACUUCCGGUGGAGUGUCAUUACAUGUGCGAGUGUGGGAAAAUGGACGACGUAUGUGAAUACGACGAAGAUGUGGAAACAUUGUGCGAAUAUGUUGAGUUAAGAAAAGUGUUACCUUUCGAUAUGAAAUAUUGGCGUUGUUCGGCUGGCAGCGGUAUUGGCGACAAUUAUAUGUCGAUUGUUAAACGUAUAGAAGUAAGCACGCAUGAAUUCGAUUGUGGCGUUUCUGAACGUACAGAUGCACAGUAUUUUAGUUUUAUAGUCAAAAGGCAAAUUUUAAGUCAAUCUCGUCGUUUACUAUUUCGCUGCGACGAAGCGUUUUGCAAUGAAAUAAAUGCCUAUACAUAUGUGAUACCAGUACUUGAAAAAUAUUUCAUCAAUGGAGAUACAGUAUUCCCACAAUGCUAUUACGCUGGCACUGAUAAGAAAGGCGAAUUGAUAGCGCUGGAGGAUUUGAAACUGCAGGGCUAUAACAUGCCAAAUCGUUUGGUGCCAUUCGAUCUGUAUCAGUGUGAAAUAGUGAUGAAGGAGCUCGCCAAAUUGCAUGCCACAUCUAUAGCUGCGAAACAUUUGGAUGAUAGUAAUUUUCGUGAACGUUAUUGCAAAGUAAACGAAAUAGUCUAUUGCGCCGAAGCGGAAAGUUUUUAUGGCAAUUUGCUAACAUCCUCAAUAGAGGAAUCCUUGAAAAGCUUACGCGAAUCAAAUGUAGAUGGCAGUCUCUCCGUUUCAAUUGGUAUGAUUGAGCAGUUGAAAGAGGAAUUGUAUCAGAAAAUUAUGCAUAGUAUUAAUAAUGCUAGUGACUGCGUCAGUGUGAUGUGCCAUGGUGAUUUGUAUGUGAAUAAUAUUAUGUUUAAGUCCAAUGUGGACGAUGAUGGCGUAAACCAAACAGACAGGAAGGCAGUGAAAUUCUUUGAUUUGCAGGCGAUGCGUUACACCUCAUUCAUAUUCGAUAUUUUACACUUUAUGUUUACUAGCACGAAACGUGAAUUACGUGAUGCACAUACGAAUCGUUUACUGGAAACUUACCGCUAUGCAUUACACACGCGCUUGGAGCAACUAUUAGUUUCCCAUGAGCAUAUGGCAUCCGUACGUCAGACUUUCUCAUUGGAAAAUAUUAUUAAAGAAUUUUCUGCGCAUGCGCUUUAUGGCUUAGCCGUUUCCAUGUGGGUAUUGCCGGCAGUAACAUUCGAUCCAAAUAAUAUACCAAAUUUAGAUGCUAUCAGUGAAGCGAUACCAAAAGCUAACAAAAUAAAAGUAACACAAAAGUUAACCGAAGAAUAUCAUACAAGAAUAAAAGAUCUUGCGUUGGAGUUUCAUCAAAACGGUUAUUUUGGUACCUGGCUAGAGAAAUAGAGUAAUUUAUGUACAUCCGUAAUACAAUAGAUAUAGUUAUUAGUUUAAUUUAGAUGCAAUUGUAACUUUAAGUAGGUCAAAAAUGUGAUUUUGAGACCAAAUUAAAUAAAAUGACGUUUAGAAAUAUUAUAAAUUUUUUGAAAUAAUUGAGGAAAUCGGAGAAAUUGCAAUUUUUUCGGAGUUCACAUCCGCUAUCAUCGAAUUUUUUGCGA